Molecule: messenger RNA, 3654 nt
Organism: Labrus bergylta (ballan wrasse)
Lineage: Eukaryota; Metazoa; Chordata; Actinopteri; Labriformes; Labridae
Source: RefSeq, a predicted model, not a curated record
UUAUUCAGAAUGCUCCCUGCAGUGUCGGUACUCCGUCCAGCAGGUGGCGCUAUCAAAAAGGUUUCCACACCACCGAAGCUGUGAGAGCAGUCUAGCGUUUCAAUCCUUUUUCCUCGGUUUUUGGAUAUUUAUGGGUGUGAACAUUUGUUUGGAAAACUUGAGAACCUGCUAAGCAAAGCUCGGCUUGACAUUUCACUAUAAAAUCAUUUAAAAUAACGGCUUUACAAUGACACUUCCGUUACGCGACCGAAGAAAGGGUCGUCUGAGCAGCACUAAGUGACUUCAUAGACUGUUAAAAGACUGGCUGAAGGAUGGAUUCACUUCUCUGGGAUGCUGUUCAAAGUCUGCGUAGAGGGCGGGACCCUAAACACCAGAGUGAUGCAAAUAACAGCAUGGACAAUGCCUCAGAAAGUAAUAAUAAUACCCAGGAAACUUACUGUGAAUACUCAAGAUGCACCAAUGAUAGACCACAAAGCAUUGUUGGAGUGAAUGUGGGAUGGGAGGAACCCACUCCUGCAUCAUGUGACUUUUACAACAAGGAGUCAGAAGCCGAGGACCCAGAUGGAGCGCCACUUUUGGAGGAAGAUGAGGAUCCAGAGAUUGCAAGAAAGCGGAACGAGCUCAGAGAAAUAGAGGAGCGGAUUCAACAAAAGAGGGUUUCGAUUGCUCUGAAAAAAGUUGUGCAUGUAGUGAACAAGGCAAGUCACGGCUUUUCUUGUAAUGGUGAAUCAGAUGGAUGUGAGGGUCCAACUCUUAAAGGCAGGGUGAAUGCAAUUUUGCAGCAACGACAUUCUCACAGCUUUCUGUCAAUGGUCCACGCGCCUAAAGAGGGACCGAACUCAUCCAGCCUGCAGAGGGACCGACAUCCCUUGAAGCUCAGAGUGAAGGCAAUAAUGAAGCAGAAACAUACUGAUCCCGUUGUUCUGCCAACAUACAGAGAGGUGGCUGAUAUCCCAGUGCCUCCUCCAGGCCAAAGGAAGUAUGCAGCAGAGAAGGAGGUGACCAGCGUGGAUCUUGAUCUCCAGCGCUUCCCCGCUGUACUCCAUAAAAGAGAAAAGCUUCUUCCAGGCCUUAAGGAAUCUUCAACCGAAAAGGAGGUGACCAGCGUGGACCUGGGAUUCCAACGCUUCCUCAGUGUGCUCAACAAGGGAGAAAUGCUUCCUCCAGACCACGCAGAGUCUUCAAAAGAGAAGGAGGCAAUCAACAAUCACCUGGGAUUCCAGAACAUCCUCAAUCUGUUUGACAAGAGAAAAAUACCUCCUCGAGUACAAAGAGCAGAAAAGGUCCAGCAGUUCCCCAGUGUACUCAAUAAAAGAGAAAUGCCUCCCAAAGGCCUCGAGGAAACUUUAGGAAAAAAGGAGGCAAACAGUGUGAACCUCAGUGUCCAGCAGUUCCCCAGUGUACUCAAUAAAAGAGAAAUGCCUCCCAAAGGCCUCGAGGAAACUUCAGGAAAAAAUGAGGCAAACAGUGUGGACCUGGGAUUCCAGCGCUUCCUCAGUGUGCUCAACAAAGGAGUUGACAUGGACGUGCUCAGUAGGAUUGUCAAUGCUGAUAGCGAGGUUCUUCCGUUAGGUGAGGAGGUACUAAACAUUCAGCCCCCUCCUUUAGAGAACAGGUUAAAUCUGCCUUUUAAAAAUGACAGUCAGCGAUCCACCAGUGGAGCCUCACUGGAGAACCACAGUCCCAGCAGCAGUAGAGAGAGAAAGACCGACUCACAAGGUCAUGAGAGAUCCAGCAGUGAGUCGACCUUCCUAUCUGAUGAUAAGAAGAAGAACGACAGAGGAGAGUGUUGCUUUGCCUCGAGUAGUUGUUCCAAACGAUCCAACAGUGGAGCCUCGCUGGAGAACCACAGUCCCAUCAGCAGUGGAGAGACAAAGACCAAGCCAAUAGGUCGAGAGAGCUCAAUCAUUCAGGGGCUCUCCCAGACUGAUCACAGAAAAGACAGAGGAAACCACUGCUUUGCCUCGAGUAGUCGAUCCAAGUCUCCCCCUGUAGUGAAGAAGAAGAAAAAGGAAGAAACACCAAAGUUGAAGGAGCAUCAAGAGCAUCUCCAGAACAUUCUUAAAACUUUGGGGUUUAGUCUGGAAAUGGAGGAGAUGAGCAAACUAGCAGACCGGACUCAGGAGAGGCUGUAUGGAAAGAAGAGGGUUGAGAGCAGAGGGGAGCAGCAGAGUCAGCAGAUAGUCUCUCACAAACAUCACAGGAACUUCUCCCCUUCUUCCUCCUCCUCCUCCUCCUCCUCCUCCUCGUCUUACUCAAGGUCAACAUCUAGAAGCUCAAAUCCCAGCCCUGCACGCCGCCCGUCCUACGACAGAGACUCAAAACAAAAGAGAAGGUCUGAACGCAGCCGCUCAAGAGACAGAAGCAGAGAUAGACUGAUGAACCAAGACGGCCGUCAGGACAGUAAAAAGGGGAAGAGGCAGUGGGAUAGAGACAAAGAUAGAAAACUGUGUGAAGAAACCUCCGUAUAUGAUAAUCCACAUACACAUCAACCAAUCCCUGUUUGUCAAAAUUCCUACCCUCCUGGUUUUCCUGAAUUCCAGAAUAACAAUUUUCCUCAGUACUCCGACUGUGAUGCCUAUCCCAGCAACACUUCCCUUACUGCCACUGAGUCUUGCUGGGUGGAUCCUCAGGAUGCCUACCCUGCACCCUUUUAUACUACCAGGUAUCCUAAUCCUCAACACUCCUUCCAUCACUUCCCUGGCCCUGUAGCAGCACCUACAAAGGUCCGUCAUUGCAGACUUGACAUUAACUUACUUGUGAAUCCAGAUCUGUCGAGAAGUGAAGGACAAGUCGGGCCAGCUUCUGGCACUCGGUGCCUGCAUGUUCUCACCACUCAGCAGCCAACUUCUUCAGGCUAUUUAAAGGUACUGGCAGGAGGCCAAAUGAUGAAUAGAAAACCUAAAUUUAGGAAUCAACGUCAAAGAAGAAAAUACAGAAACAAACUAAAAUUAGCACAGAUGGCAAAGUUUGAUGUGAUGGAGAUGACGGAGGAGACGAAGAAGAGGGAGGAGAGGGAGAAGAGGGAGGAGGCCCCACAGAAAAAUGAAAAGGAUUGUUUGUCAGAAGAGGAAAAACAGGUGCCCACAGAAGAGGAAGUGAAGAAGAACCUAAGGAAAAUGCUCGAUGCAUUUAACCAGAAGCCGAAGCCAAAUGUCAUACAGCCGUACACCUCAGUGCCUUUUGAGACUGAUUAAGACUGGAAGGAGUGUCAUUACCGGUGUCUUUUAUUUGAACCUGCUGUGAGCCCAGAGAGACCAUGUGAACUUCAUGUUUUACAUUUAUCUAGUUAAGUUUACAUCUGAUCAUGUAACGGGACCACUCCUUUUUUAGUCACAUGACUGUAUUUCUACUGAAUUAUUCUCAAACUCUGUGAGUAGAUGAAAUCUCCUUUAAAAGAUUAUGUCUGUGCAGUUAAUGCCAGUUUACAUUAGUACAGGUUGUUAAUCAAACCAUUGUUAUAUUUAAGUGGAUGUCACUGCUUUGUUUUUGUUUUUUUUACUUCUACACAUUUCAUCAGCAGAACUAUGCUUUGUAGGAUCUGUCAUCAUUUAUUAAAUUAUACAUUUUUCAUCAUGAAGGGUUGAGCUUUUUGGCUUCACCUGAUAAUGGUUGUUUCCAAACCGAGUAAAGAAGUCUUUGAUUAAAAAAAAA